AUGGGGCCAGAACUGGUAAUCGCAGGGUGGUUUGCAUCUGCUGCAAUAAGUCAGCUGCUUGGCUUGGCCAUCUCCUACAUAAAGGAGCGGCCUGUGUGGCUGAGCAUGAAGAAACAAUUGAAGAAGCUACGUGCCGCCCUUCAACGGAUCCAAGCAGUGGUGGAGAGGGUCGAGAAGUUGCAGGUCAUCAAUGGCCGUAACCCGGCAGAGGAAGCGUGGCUGUGGCAGCUGAAAAAUGCUGUGGACGAGGCCAGUGACGUGCUGGAUGAGUUGGAAUACUACAAGCUCAAGGAAAAAGUGGAGAGUCGAGGAGAAAAGGUGCGUCCCACUGCCUCUGAUCGCACUAAGAAAAUUAUCAGGUGUACCGCUUUUGCCUUUAAACAAGGUAGGCAUCUAAAGAAGAAGUUGAACAGAGCUGUCAAAAAUCUAGAUCAUGUUGCUGAUUCUGCUGGAGAUUUCCUUAAACUUCAUGAUCUGUCAAACGAACAUGGAGCAAGGAGGCAGCAGAUUGUACCUCCCGAGAGUGGCUGCUUGGUGACUGAAGACAAGGUGUUUGGGCGAGAAAAAGAGAUGGCAAAGAUAGUUGGGUGGUUGAAGAUGCCUGAAAGCUGUGAGCAUGGGUCCAAUGUUAAGAAUGUCACAGUUCUCCCAAUAGUUGGUGCGGCUGGGAUGGGAAAGACUACUCUAGCACAACAUGUCUACAGGGAAGGCAAAGGGAGUUUUGACCUCAGCAUGUGGGUCUGUGUUUCCAAUAAUUUUGAUGCGGCUGGCAUAAUGAAAAAGAUCGUUCGGGCUGCAACCAGAACAAACCCUCAAGCUGAAGAACUGAGUACACUUCAAGAGAUUCUUACAAAGAAGCUAGAGUCCAGUAAGUUUCUGUUAGUCUUGGAUGACGUGUGGAAUGAUGAUGAUAGGAAGAAAUGGGAGGAUCUGGUGGCUCCUUUGAAAAAUGGGAAGCAGGGAAGCAAGAUCUUGUUAACAACUAGAAUGAAUUCAGUUGCAGAAAUGAUUGGUAAAGUAAUGGAGAGAACUGAGGAACCAGUGAAUUUGCGAGGCAUAGAAUGGAAUGCUUAUCUCUUACUUUUCAGGAGGCAUGCAUUUGCUGGUGUGAACCCUGAUGAUCAUGGAAAACUUCAACGGAUUGGCGACCCAAUAGCGAAGAAGCUAUGGGGGUCUCCUUUGGGGGCAAAAGUUGUGGGAGGAAUGUUGAAUUCUAACUUGAACUUUGAGUUUUGGAAAGAGGUCUUGGAAAAUGGCGUUUUCAAUUCAAUACAGAAUGAGGACUUCCAGCCAGUACUGAGAUUUAGUUACAUUCAGCUUUCACCACAGCUACAGCGUUGUUUUAGAUACUGUAGUAUAUUUCCCCAAGACUAUCUGUUUGAAAGGGAUGAGUUGGUCCGUAUGUGGAUGGCCGCAGGGUUAAUCCAGCAGUCUGAGGAUAAGAAGAGAAGGCCAGAAGAUAUAGGCUGUGAGUACUUCGAUAGUCUAUUACGAAAAUCUUUCUUCGAUUGGGCUCUCCACUGGGUUGGUACGAAUACCACAUACUAUGUCAUCCAUGAUCUACUACAUAAAAUGGUAUGCUCUGUCUCCAAGGAUGAAUGCUUGGGAGUUGACUACAGCAUGCCAAACCCAAGAGAUAUCCCAACCACCCUUCGUCACUUAUCUAUCAUGGUUGAUGAUCCACUUGUGCUCAGCAAGGUGCCUCGGUUAAAAAACUUGCACACUCUUGUCCUAUGGAUUCAUGGUCAUGAUCGCAGAUGGGAUGUUAUCGUUAAUAAGGUGCUCAAAGGAUUCAAAAACUUGAGGGUUCUGAAAUUAGAGUCAUCUGCCACUUGCAAGCACAGGUCUCUGAAUGCAAUUGGUGAUCUAAAACACCUCCGAUACUUGCAUCUUGACAAGAUUGUUGAUACAACUCCAUUGACUAAAUCAGUGUACAAGCUCUAUCACCUGCAGACCAUGAUCAUUCUAUGCUUGGAUCCUUCUACAAAAAGAAUAGGUGAAGGCAUGAAAAGCCUGAUUAACUUGCGACAUCUGAUCCUGCCGUCGGUAGCAAUUCCCACAAUAGCUGAGAUUGGGAAACUUACUUCCCUCCAGGAGUUGGACAAAUUCCAUGUCAGGGAGGGGAAUGGCUGCAAGAUAGGUGAGUUAAAGCACUUGAGGGAGCUCCGUGGCGAGCUACACAUCAAGAAUCUUGAGAAUGUGAGAAGCUGCGAAGAUGCUAGGGAGGCUGAGUUGCAUAAUAAAGAGCAUCUCCGCAAACUAGUGCUGCAAUGGGAUACAAAUUCGAGUAGCACUUCUGAGGUGGCAGCAAAUGUAAUUGAUGGCCUCCGACCCCAUUUUUGCCUUGCAGAUCUGAAAAUUAUUGGCUACAGUGGUGCUUGUCCUCCAUGUUGGUUGGAAACUCGAUAUCUCGCCAUGCUAGAAUCCAUUACUUUGAGCAAUUGCAAAGAGUUGGAGCUCCUCCCACCCCUCGAAGAGCUGCCUUUCCUCAAGUUUCUAUCUCUUGAAAAUAUGAGGGCAUUGAGACAAGUUGGUCAUCCAUUCCCUAGGCGUAAUAUGGUCACUUCUUUUGGAAGGUUGGAGGUUCUGAAGUUAGGAACAUACAGAUGCUGGCGAGGUGGUCUGGCGUAG
Phoenix dactylifera (date palm) is the source of this 2631-nucleotide messenger RNA. The record is from RefSeq and is a predicted model, not a curated record. Lineage: Eukaryota; Viridiplantae; Streptophyta; Magnoliopsida; Arecales; Arecaceae.